Messenger RNA from Plasmodium gonderi, 3129 nucleotides. Its product is annotated as vacuolar proton translocating ATPase subunit A. Bases 1 to 3129 code for a protein of 1042 amino acids. Gene Ontology annotation, molecular function: ATPase binding; proton-transporting ATPase activity, rotational mechanism. The transcript is spliced from 2 exons. NCBI's taxonomy places the organism in Eukaryota, Apicomplexa, Aconoidasida, Haemosporida, Plasmodiidae. Gene Ontology annotation, biological process: proton transmembrane transport; vacuolar acidification. Gene Ontology annotation, cellular component: vacuolar proton-transporting V-type ATPase complex; proton-transporting V-type ATPase, V0 domain. The record is from RefSeq and is a predicted model, not a curated record.
AUGGGAAUAUUUCGAUCAGAGACGAUGAAACACGGGACGCUAGUCCUUCCAUCGGAUAGAGCAAGAGAAUAUUUGGAUUGUCUAGGAAAGCAUGUAGACAUACAAUUUAUUGAUAUGAAUGAGAAGACAAUGAAGAGACAAUACAAAAAGUACAUUCAAAGAAUUGAUGAUAUGGAGAGGAUCUUACGAUUUUUAGAAGAAAAUAUAAAAAAGUUACCAAAUGUAAAAAUAAAGAAAAGUAAGAUCGAUUCAUUUUUAGAACAUGACAAUGUUUAUGAAUUGGAUCAAGUAGAAGAAUCAUUGAAUCGGUUACAUGUGCAAUUUGUUCGAUUUUGUAACAAUAAUAAAGAUUUAGUGAAUGAAAGAAAUAAUGCAAUUGAAGAGAAGCAUGUAAUAUUAACAGCUAUAAAUCAACUGAAUCCAGACAUUUCUAAAAAUGUAAAUGUGAACAACAGAUUAGUAGAGAAAUCUUUACCAUAUGAUGAUGUAAAUAUUAAUGAUGAAAAGUUAUCACUCCAAACAAAUAUGAUGAAAGAUGGGAUGAAUAUGAUGUUUACAAACAUAGCAGGUGUGAUAAAAACGAAAGAUCAAGAAAGUUUUAGUCGUACUAUAUUUAGAGCUCUAAGAGGAAAUACAUAUACAUAUUUUCAAAAUAUAGAUGAAAAUGUAAACUUAUCUAAAGGUGGAAAUGUUGCUAGUGGUAGUAGUGGUGGAGGUUGUGGUGGCAUAAUCGAUGGUAAUAACAAUGAUGAUGAUGAUGAGGAUGGUAAUAAUGAUGAUAAUGAAACAUCCUCUCCCCCGAUCAAUAACCGAAAUGAGGAAGACACAAUGGAUGAAAGAAAUGAUAUGCACAAUGGUGAUAAAUCAGAGAAGAACGACUUAAAAAGUGUAUUUGUUGUGUAUUGUCAAGGGUCUUCACAAAGCAAUAUAUAUGAUAAGAUCAUGAAGAUAUGUAAAGCAUAUGAUGUAAAGACAUAUGAUUGGCCCAAGACAUGUGAACAUGCAAAACAGAGAUUGAAAGAGUUGAAAGAAAUUAUUAAUGAUAAAGAAAAAGCUUUAAGAGCAUAUGAAGAAUAUUUCAUAAAUGAAAUUUUUGUUCUUAUAAAUGUAGUAGAACCGAAUAAAAAUAGUCUGAUAGAAGAAUGGAAAUUAUUUUGUAAAAAAGAAAGAUAUAUAUAUAACAAUUUAAAUUAUUUCGAAGGUAGUGACAUAACAUUACGUUGUGAUUGUUGGUUUAGUGCAAAUGAUGAAGAAAAAAUUAGGCACAUUUUAAUUAUGAAAUCAUCAAAUGAUCUUGUUUCUGCAUUGUUACUUUCGGAUAAAGUUUUGACACCUAAUAUUUCUCCACCUACAUAUAUAAAAACAAAUAUUUUCACAAAAUCAUAUCAAUCAAUGGUAGAUACAUAUGGAGUUCCACGUUAUGGAGAAAUUAACCCAGCCAUUUCUACAAUUAUAACAUUUCCCUUUUUGUUUGGAAUCAUGUAUGGAGAUGUUGGACAUGGAGUAUGUUUAUUUCUUUUUGCCCUUUUUCUAAUUUUGAUGAAUAAUCGUGUAAAAAAUAAAAGUCAAAAUGAAAUGGUAACUAUGUUAUUUGAUGGUAGAUACAUGCUUUUAUUGAUGGGUUUCUUUGCAAUUUAUGCUGGAUUUUUAUAUAACGAUUUUUUUUCGAUGCCUUUAAAUUUGUUUACAUCUAUGUUUGAAGUGGAUAAUGAAGUGGACUCCGUUUUAUAUUACAAGAGAAGACAAGUGAUGAAUAAUAACACUGGAAAGAUGGAAGAUGCAGAUCCAUAUAUUUUCGGUUUUGAUACCAAAUGGUUAGGAGCAGAAAAUGAAUUGACAUUUAUAAAUUCUUUUAAAAUGAAAUUUUCUAUUAUUAUUGGAUUUCUUCACAUGACAUUCGGAGUGCUUAUGAAAGGAUUGAACGUAUUACAUUUUAAGAAUAAAAUGGAUUUUUUUUUUGAAUUCUUACCACAAUUAAUUAUGAUGUUUGCAAUUAUUGGUUAUCUGGUCUUUCUGAUUAUUUACAAAUGGGUUACUCCUAUAGGGUAUGGUGGGUUUCAGAAGCAAGGUAUCAUAAACACAGUUAUAAAUAUGUACCUUAUGAAAGAUAUAACAAUGAAUAAUCAAUUUUAUGCGAAUCAAGGUAUUGUCCAAGCAUUCAUAAUGGCUGUAUUUAUUUUGUGUGUUCCAUUCAUGUUCAUUUGUAAACCAGCUAUCCGAACAUACCAUAUUAUGAAAGAGAAGAGAAAAAAUAAUCGAAGAGGUAGCUCAGUUAACAACAGCAGUUAUUAUGGUGACUACGAAGGGAAGGAAAUGACACACACGUUUAAUCACUUGGAGAAUGUAAUGGGUCCAGGUGGAGGAGGAAGAGGAGGAGGUUCUAGAGGGGAUGAUAGACCCGAUAGAGAUGGUGGUUUUGUCUCCUCUUCUCCCAAUGGAAUAGGAGCAACAAUCCCUUUGUCUGGAAAAAACAAUCGUAACAGUUCCAAUUUGAGUAGACAAGAAGAUGGUGGAAUUGUGAAUAACAGAUUGGAUAAUAAUUCACCCUCGAGAAGAAGAAACAAGAAACCAACGGAUGACGAGAUGGAAGCACAUCUAUUGGGUCCUCCUUUAUCCCAUGAUGAUCCAAAUGAACAUUAUCCAGAUGAUCGUUUUGGAAUAAGAGUUGGAGUUGCUGGUGGUGGGGAAGGAGCAAUUGGUGUUGAUGACGAAUCUUUAGGAAUGACAGAAUCAGGGAUACACCAUGAAGAAAACAUUUCUGAAAUAUGGAUUGAACAAUUUAUUGAAACGAUUGAAUUUAUUUUAAGCCUUAUAAGUAACACAGCAUCUUAUUUGAGAUUAUGGGCAUUAUCACUAGCUCAUCAACAGUUAUCAUUUGUAUUUUUCGAACAGACCAUAUUGAGUUCUUUGAAGAAAGACAGUUUUAUUUCAGUACUCAUCAGUUUGAUUUUGUUUUCCCAAUUAUUUUCAAUCCUGACAAUAGCAGUUAUACUUUGCAUGGAUACACUCGAGUGCUUCUUGCACUCCCUGAGGUUGCAAUGGGUUGAAUUUCAGAACAAGUUCUACAAGGGAGAUGGUAUUCCCUUUAGACCCUUCAAUAUUAAGAAGUUACUUUCAGAAAGUGAUUAA